Aureobasidium subglaciale EXF-2481 is the source of this 1225-nucleotide messenger RNA. RefSeq lists its product as uncharacterized. Lineage: Eukaryota; Fungi; Ascomycota; Dothideomycetes; Dothideales; Saccotheciaceae. The record is from RefSeq and is a predicted model, not a curated record. The coding region runs from base 279 to 794 and encodes 171 amino acids. The transcript has 2 exons.
AUCAUGGUGAGGUGCAGUUGUAGAAUGGUCUAGGCACAUCUAGAUUACUGAGUAAAAGUGGUGUGAGACCUGGUUGGUAUGAUCAAGCGUUGUGCGUGGACUGAUAAUCUCUGCCAUGUGUCCAGAGCCAAUGCCGCCUCAAGGUAAAAGCACCUUCCUUGAUCGUGAGGCUUCAAUAGAUAUAAGUACGUCCGUAGAACUGCUGGAGACAUCUGAAGACUCCUUUGUUUCGCAACCAACCCCAAUCACCAUUCAUACUCCAUUCUUCCGGCAACAUCAUGGGUAUUGGCUCCAAGAUUGCGUCCAUCGUUUUCCGAGCGAACGAGCUGUUCUCAGCUGCUAUAGUCGUCGGCAUACUUGGCCACUUCCUGAGCAUUGUUGACGACGCCAAUGGAUCUGCUAAUGGUAAAGUCGUCUAUGCUAUGGUCAUCGCAUCUCUGGCCUUGCUAUUUUCCAUUGUCCUGAUGGUUCCACUCUGGUGUACCUUUCGCGCGUUCCCUCUCGACUUCAUCAUGUUUCUGUGUUGGAUGGUUGCUUUUGCUCUGCUGGUGAAUCUCACAGGAACGAAUGCGUGCUCCAGUAAUUGGUACUACAGUUACUGGGGCUACAAUUGGGGUCGCUAUUAUCGGACGCCUGUUGUCACAUCAGCAAGUGUCAUCAACAAUGCAGGUUGUGCAGAUUGGCGAUGCGUCCUUGCUUUCAGUUUCAUAAGCUCCAUGUUCUGGCUCGCAAGCUCUCUCUUGGUACGUCAUUCGACUGAAUACUUGAUUAAUAAUGCUGAGUUUACGAUUUGAUAGGGUAUUUUUGUUUGCGAGCGUGAACGCCAUAGAUUGCAAGAACUGGGCGGACGAUCCGGGUACGUUAUCCAGUAGCCUGACUUUCUGCUUUGUGUCUAAUCUUUGUCAGCAAUACUUGGUGGAGCAAGGAAAAAUAUACGCCUCCUCUGGAAAGUCCUGAAAUGAACGAUGAUAACGUCCCGAGGGCUGGAAAUUGAUGAACAUCCUCUCGAGCAGGAGAGAAUCUCAUAGGAAACUCGAGUGGGACUCUUCCGGCGAAAGAACAUGUAUCAAUCUUACCUCUUGUGCUGUGGUGAACAACAUUGACUACAUCUUUUAUCUGCUAAAAUCUACCUAAUGGCUGUCAGAGUUGAUUAUAUGAUGUGUUAUGGAUGCGCUCAUAAUACUGAAAAUUUGAAGAUUGCAAGAAAUACCAGCUUGCCCGACAU